AAAUCGUCAAUGCAUUUGGGAAUGCCACUCAGUAUGCUAAUAAAUGGGCAAAAGCAUGGCAUCAAUGGGCAUUGUUCAACACUGCUGUAAUGUCUCAUUACACUGUAAGAGGUUAUCCCAUUGUGGCAGCACAGUUUGUGGUUGCGGCAGUAACUGGAUAUUUUCAUUCAAUAGCAUGUGCAGCAAAUGCAAAAGGUGUUGAUGAUAGUUUGCAGGAUAUUCUUCGUCUUCUCACGUUGUGGUUCAACCAUGGAGCUACAGUGGAAGUCCAAAUGGCACUACAGAAAGGAUUUUCACUUGUUAACAUCAACACUUGGCUGGUGGUUUUACCUCAAAUAAUUGCCCGGAUACACUCUAAUAACCAUGCUGUGAGGGAACUAAUACAAUCAUUGUUGGUGCGAAUUGGACAAAGUCAUCCACAGGUUUGCUUUUGA
This is a messenger RNA of Morus notabilis, 434 nucleotides long. RefSeq names its product serine/threonine-protein kinase TOR-like. The record is from RefSeq and is a predicted model, not a curated record. The annotation marks the transcript as partial. Gene Ontology annotation, molecular function: protein serine/threonine kinase activity; protein binding. Gene Ontology annotation, biological process: negative regulation of macroautophagy; TOR signaling. NCBI's taxonomy places the organism in Eukaryota, Viridiplantae, Streptophyta, Magnoliopsida, Rosales, Moraceae. Gene Ontology annotation, cellular component: nucleus; TORC1 complex; TORC2 complex. The transcript is spliced from 2 exons.